ACUACGCAGACCCUUUCAAAACAUGUGGCUAUAUAUAGCACUAGCGUUGAUUGCCCUUGUAUAUUAUGUGUUUACAAGUUUCAAAUAUGAUCAUUGGGAGAAAAAAGGAGUGCCCACAGCGUCCGGAAACGAAAGGUUUUUUGGACACUUAAAGCCUAUUACACUGGUGAAAAAACAUUUGAUCGAAUUUUAUGAAGCUAUGUACAAAGAAUUUCCUGACGCGCCAUUGAUCGGGUACUAUAUGAUGUGCGUCCCCGCAUUAAUGGUAAAGGACAUGGAUAUUAUCAAAACGAUUCUCGUAUCGGAAUUCUCCAGUUUCAACUUCAAUGGAUUUACGGUAGACAAAAACGCCGAUCCAGUGGCUGCUGCACACCCAUUCGUUCUCAAAGGCGAGGAAUGGAAGUCUGCUCGGGCUCAAGUAACCCCAUCUUUGAGUUUAGCCAAGCUGAAGGGAUAUUUGCCCAGUAUACUGAAAGUGGGAGACGAAAUGGUUAAAUAUGUAAAGAAAAACUGCGUUGGAACAGCCGAAUUUGAAGCCCGCAAAUUAUCUAUGUUGUAUGCCACAGAUGUCAUAGGAAAUGCCUUUUAUGGUAUUGAAAAUAAUUCGUUUGAAAAUAAAGACUCAUUGUUGUCUAUGUUAACAAAUGAGAUACAUUUUGAGACCACAGUUUUCAAGAACAUCAAACAAAUUUUUCAACGUAUGCCGAUUAUAAAUAAGUUUUUCCCAGCAAGGUUUACUUCACAAAAACUCACGGACGUGAUGGUUGCGAUCACGCGCAAGGUAAUAAAGGAAAGAUUCGCGAGUGGUGAAAAGCGAAAUGAUCUCAUUCAACUUUUGCUAACACAGAAGGAAAACGACACUAAAGGAGUAUACACAGAUGAGUACAUGAGCGGACAAAUGUUCGUAAUGAUUGUGGAUUUAUACGAGACUGCUAGCAAUACUCUGGCGAUUACGUUAUAUCUACUCUCGAAACAUCCAGAAAUUCAGGAGAGACUCAGAUCUGAGGUCAAAGCAAUCAAAUCAAAAAACAAUAGCGAAUUCACAAUUGAAGAUAUCGAAGGUGCUAAAUAUCUCGACAUGGUUUAUAAUGAAUCAUUUCGGAUGUUUGGCUUCUUCUUAUCUAGAGAAUGCACCAGCGACUGCUACGUACCCAUGCCAGGAUCUGAACCCUUCAAGAUCACUAAGGGUACACCCAUCGUCAUACCAGCAGGGGCCAUCCAUAAAGACCCCAAAUACUACCCGGACCCGGACAAGUUUGAUCCGGAGAGGUUUACUGAAGAAGAGGUGGCUAAGAGACCGAGGUUUGCUUUUCUGCCGUUUGGAGAUGGACCGAAGAAGUGCAUAGGUGCUCGCCUUGUCGCAUUGCAUAUAAAAGCAGCGAUCAUCAAGAUCCUCGACAACUUUAAGUUGACACCUUCACCAAAAACCAAAUACCCCUUCGAAAUCGAUCGGCAUUACUUCCUCACUUUCCGGCCUAUAGGUGGCACUUGGGUGAAUUUCGAACCGACUACUCAAUAAUAAAAUGUCCUUCUGCCU
Molecule: messenger RNA, 1537 nt
Organism: Cydia strobilella
Lineage: Eukaryota; Metazoa; Arthropoda; Insecta; Lepidoptera; Tortricidae
Product: cytochrome P450 6j1-like
Exons: 9
Coding region: 23-1519 (498 amino acids)
Molecular function (GO): oxidoreductase activity, acting on paired donors, with incorporation or reduction of molecular oxygen; heme binding; monooxygenase activity
Source: RefSeq, a predicted model, not a curated record